This is a messenger RNA of Monosiga brevicollis MX1, 3681 nucleotides long. RefSeq lists its product as uncharacterized. Gene Ontology annotation, cellular component: centrosome; centriole. The record is from RefSeq and is a predicted model, not a curated record. The coding region runs from base 1 to 3681 and encodes 1226 amino acids. Gene Ontology annotation, molecular function: protein binding. Gene Ontology annotation, biological process: centrosome cycle; interkinetic nuclear migration; positive regulation of centriole elongation. The transcript is spliced from 27 exons. NCBI's taxonomy places the organism in Eukaryota, Choanoflagellata, Craspedida, Salpingoecidae.
AUGUCCGUGUUUAGAGGUUUGGCGGACUCCCUGCGGCGAUUAGCCAUGAUUGCCAGUCGGACCAGCGUCUCCGAGCUGCCGGAUCACAAGGCCCUUCAAACCUUUGACAAGCGCGGCAUCGGGAACUCUGUGACUAUCUCUAUGUAUAUGGGGGGUUCCAAGAUAGCGGCAGGUCUCACACCUGCCCUGAGCCAGUCAGCUGUGGCGGUGGGCUACGAAAUUUGGAUAUAUGGCGGCACGGAGUAUCCCUUUGGCGUGAACAAUGCUCGGGACCUACAUUACAUUGACGUGCGCGUGGGCGAGUGGCACACGAUUUCUCAUGAAAUUGAUCAGUGCCCACUGGCUCGCUUUGGACAGUCAAUGGUGUAUGAUGCCGCACAAGAGUGCUUUUGGAUUUUUGGCGGCACACAGGGCACCCAGUUUUACAAUGAUCUGUGGCGCUUUGAUUUGGCUACCAGGACUUGGGAGGAAAUUGUUCAAGGGCCCUUUGAUAACUGGCCCACCCCACGUUACCGACACCAGGCCGUUAUGCACAAUCACCGCAUGGUCGUCCUGGGAGGUGGUACGCCCAACCCCACUCCCGAUAAGUUUAUGGACACUGCACUUGUGUUCAAUACGCGCACGCGACGAUGGGAGACUGAACAUCUGCACGGUGACAACGCGGAUGGCUAUCCUCCCGAAUUGCGGUCCCACACCUGCACCAAAUACGGGGAAUACCUGUACCUGCUCGGCGGGAUUUCCAAGCCCAGACAGUACGGCGAACUGAUCACCUUUGGUGGUCUCGCACUCGGCAGGACCGACCGGCGGAUCAAUGACGUGUGCUCAGUCCUGAUAACGCCCACUCCCACCUUGAAGUAUCUCUGCAUCGUCGCCAUUGCUGCUGCUGGGUUUCAGCCCGAGGAAGUCUACCGUGCCGUGGGCUCAUCGUUCGAUCUCGUGCUCGAAGCCGCCUUGGAUGGCAAGAGCCUCAGCACAGACCCCGUGCCACACAAGGCGUCCUUCACCAUUGACAAUGAACUAGUGUAUGCCGUGCCCCAGGCCGAGGUACAAAGCCAGCUUAACAUCGCCGGCACGCGCGAACUUUUGGGCUAUGUCAUGCUUGAUCUACGACUGGCUCUUCCUGCAAGCCGCGCUCGCGCCUCCACUUGGUACCCUUUGCUUAAUUGCGUCUAUCGCAAAAGCAAACCCGAGUUGUUGAUUCAACUAUUUCUGGAGACUAUGGAUGCGCCCACCGAUCGCAUCCCCGUGGCAGUGGUUGAACGCCACCUAGAACCCGUCCUGGCACUGGGAGCACCCGCUUCCGAGGAGGACGCACAUGACUAUGCGCUGGCCUUGCGCAUCAAAGAUGCCACAGGACUGACCGCGAUGGCCCUCAUGUCCGAGGCCUCGGAUCAGCACGCCCUGAGCCAGGCCUUUUUUGAGGCCACUCUCGAGGGUCUCACGUGUGCUUCUUCCCCAUUUGGGCUCUCACAUGCCCAUGAUCUACGCUCACUGGAAAUGUACCUAAAUCUAUGGACCACGGAGGCCAACCUCGAACGUUUUCUUCAGACAAAUGGCCAGGACCUGCAGUUGGCGGUGUGCUUCCAGGGCGCGGACGGCAGCCAGCCUUUGGGAACCUGCAGCCUGCACAUGGCUGAUGUGGCGGCUCCUAGCGCCGACCGGGGUCGCCCUCAGGAGCAUCGCGUACGAAUGACCUCAGCAGAUGGUGCUGGUGGUGCACCCCCUGACCCACUGUCCCUGAGCAGUGAUGAGAGUGAGCCAGAUCACCAGGGUGGCCUCGAGGGCCCGGACCACUCUCGGCCAGGCUUUCGCCGCUUGGCCAUCGGGGUAGACUUUCAGACCCUUCAGCGAGCUCAGCGUCCUCCGCAGCAACUCAAGUUGCUGGUGCGCUAUCGGACCGCCUUAUUGGGCACUCCGGGGCAAUAUCUGACCCAUCCGUCCGUCAUGGUGCAACGGGGCAGUCAGGUCCAGUUGGCACACGGAUUUGCCAGCUACGACCUAGUGACCUCUGUGCCCACCCUUGAUCAACAAUGGCACGAUGACGUGGACGUUGAACUGAUUGAGCAGGAUCAGUAUAAUGGCCAUCGCGUAGCGGGUCGUGGUCGACUUCGCCUCCGCUCGCUCUUUGAUCAGUGGACUCGGGCUGAUGGACACACCGAGCUGGUGUCGGCGCGGGAAACAGUGAUGUUUGUGACGGACGAAGGCGAGGCUCCAAGCGAAGUGGCUCGGGCCGAUGUGCUGCUGACCCUACAAGAUUUGGGAGCAGCAGACAUUCCCAUCAACGAGGCCACGUUUGCGCAGCGCCCGGCUUUGAAAUCAGCCACUCAUCACGCUGCUCUGCCACCCAAGGCUGUCGGUGUCGAGCACGAUGGUUUUGAAUCACACGGUCAACCUGCCGAGGACGGGGUGAACUUGACUGCUUAUGGCCAAGGGGGGCCAUGGCGAAUGGGACCUGCCCCCGAGCGAACAGGGCACUUGCCGCCUCCUCAUUCGGAGGAGUAUGAUACGUUGUCGGCAACAACGUACACUGCCGCGGCUGGCGCCGGCGAGCUGGGCGAGCGUCUGCCCGGAGAUGCCGAGCAGGUGGCACAGCAAUAUCAGGCUCGGCUCGAGUUGGAGCUGUGGAUGAAGGAGGAGCAAGAGCGCUUUCGUCAAACUCUAGAAGAGAAGGAGCAGGCGGCCUUAAAGCGCCUGGCGGCUGAAUGGAAGGCUCGCAAUGGCCAGCAAGAGGCCAUUCUCACUCAGCGCAUGCAAUCCUACAACAAGACCUCGGCUGAGCUUGAGGCAACAUUGCGACGCGUUCGCGAGCGUGAAGCAGAACUGGAGCGAGAAUCCCAAGAGCUCGAGUCCAAGCAAGCAGAGCUUGCACAGCAACACGAGCGUGCCAUGACGGAGUUGCGUGACGCUAGUCGACGGCUUGAAUCAGACUUUGCGCACCAGGUAUGCAAGUGGGGAAAACACUUUUGCCGCAGUUGGCUGUGUGUGUGUGUGUGUGUGUGUGUGUGUGUGUGGUCGGAGCUAUCGCAAAGCAGGACACGGUUCCAGGAGGAGCAUUUGCAUCGUAUCUCCGAAGAUCGCGAUCAAUUGGAGCAACGCCUCAAGGUUUUGCAAGAGGAAAAUGAGGCGCUCCGUCUUGAGCGGAGCCGCGGUCCCAACGCUCAACUUCAAGCCGAGGUAGUACGGCUCAGCAGUGAAGUGCAGCAGCUGCAUCGGCAGCUCGACGCUGCCCAGCGUUCCAAGGACCAAUACAAACAGCAAUGGACCAAGGCCUUGCACACUGUGGCUCAGCUGCGGCAGAAAGAGCAGCUCUUGUCUCGUGAGCACCUUCGCCAGCAACAGCGUGAGCUGGAGCAUCUUCGUUUGCAAUAUUUAAUGAAGGAAGAACGGGACGUGACGGGCAAUGAGAUGAAAGAAAUUGCCGAAAUCAAGGCUGAGCUACAACGGCUGGCCCAACUGACGGUGGGCAGUUCGUCGCGUUCGCUAGGUGGCCACAGCGAGCCUGGAACCUCGUCAUCAGCUCCCCAGACCGAAGCCCCCGCAGGCUUAAACCGGCUGCAAGCCGAAGUUGCUCGCCUCACCCACGAACGGCAGUCGCUGCUCAACACGAAUAUCUAUCCACCCACAGACCCGGUGAUUCGACAGCUAGAUGCGCGUAUCGCCUUGCUCAUGAGUCAGAUGUGA